AGACAGGGUAACACGUAGAGCCUGGUACUCCAUGUACACGGUUGUAUUCCCAGUUUCAUGGGGAGCAGAUACCUUUACCGUACCGUAGCAGCUAGAACCAGAAGCGCAUCCGAUUUUCUUCAAGAAGAGUUUCACCAUUCGGUUCACCGUGGUAAAGGUAUGUUCCAUGUUCCUGGGAGGCACUUGUUGCUGCAGAGGCUUCUGGGGUAUGGUUUCUUUAGCAAGAAGAGGUAUCAUGGUGAUAUUCUGAAGACUGACUCAAAUAAUCUGCAGGGGAGGCCGUCCAAACGGCAAUUGCUUGCCAUGCUAUUAGAGUGCCGCAUGGAGCUCUACUGUGGCCUCGUUAUUGUUGUCUAUUGUUGUCCUUGACCACUCUCAACCAGGUAGCUAGCUAGCAAGUAGCGUUCCGGUACCAGUACCGGUACCAUGCAGCUGGCUCGACAAGAGAGCUCCCACGAGCACCAUGAUUGGCCAAGUGUGUAGACAUAGAUCAAUUUCCACCACGUGGCUGCCGGAAGUAUGGAGUGACGAGUGACUCGACUCAGUCCAGUCAGACGAAUGGAAAACGCACAUGGCUCAGCCUCCACAUCAACACCCUUGAGAACCACCAAAGAUAGAUGACGGAUGGAUCGAGUUGAAUUCGUUGGCUUGCUCACACAGAACAAUUACCACCAAACGAAACUUCUGACGAUGAAUCUGGAACAUAUUUUCCUCAGAGUUGGUUUCAUAAAACCAUCAAGGUACCAGAAUCACCGACCAAAAUGAGCAACCUUCGAUCGUUAUUGCUGCUGAGCCUCUUGACGGCCAGCAGCGCGUUUACUAGUUUUUGCCCUUCGACUGCCUUUGCCCCGAGGACCAAUGGAUGUUCUUUGUCCAUGUCUGCCGUGUUGGAGGAGGCGGCACCCACUACCGCCAAUGGAGUUGAUGCUGACAAAAUCAGGAAUAUUGCUGUGAUUGCCCAUGUCGAUCACGGAAAGACAACUUUGGUGGAUGCUCUCAUCAAACAAUCAGGGGUGUUUCGUGAUGAAUCCAAAGCCGAAGAAGCUGGGGAACGUGUGAUGGACAACGAGGAUCAAGAAAGAGAACGUGGAAUUACCAUCUUGGCAAAGAACCUGGCUGUGGUGCGUGACGGGUACAAAAUCAACAUUAUGGAUACCCCGGGUCACGCUGACUUUGGAGGUGAAGUGGAACGUGUCUUGAACAUGGCGGAUGGAGUUUUGCUCGUUGUGGACAGUGUGGAAGGACCCAAACCACAGACACGAUUUGUUUUGGACAAGGCACUGCAAAAGGGAAUGAAGGCUCUGGUGGUGGUCAACAAAAUUGAUCGUCCUGCAGCAAGACCGGAGUAUGUGGUUGACAACGUCUUUGACUUGUUUGUGGAACUGGGAGCCACCGAUGAGCAAACGGAUUUCCGUGUGGUUUAUGCAUCAGGAUUGUUGGGACAGGCUGGUGAUGAGCCAGAUGACCUUGCCGCCGACAUGGGACCAUUGUUCGAUGCUGUCAUUGAAUCCAUCGAUCCUCCUGCUGUGCAGACCACUGAAGCGGACGCUCUUCAGGCUCUUGUGAGCAACAUUGACUAUGAUCCAUUCAAGGGAAAGCUGGGAAUUGCCCGUAUCACCAAUGGAUCCAUCAAGGCCGGACAACCUAUUUCUCUGGCUCGCCCUGAUACACCUAAGAAGACUGGACGUCUCAAUGAUCUUUUCGUUUUUGACAACUUGGGUAAGAAGGCAGUUACGGAAGCCUCAGCUGGAGAAAUUAUCAUGUUUGGUGGUUUGGGUGACGUUGAAAUCGGUGACACCUUGGUUACCAAUGAAAAUGGUGGAGCCAACGCGGCCGAACCACUUCCUCCUAUUGCUGUGGAACAACCCACUGUUCGAAUGACGAUCGGGGUCAACAAGAGCCCUCUUGCUGGCCGAGAAGGAAAAUUUCUCACCAGUCGCAUGAUCCGGGAUCGUCUCUUCAAGGAGCUUGACCGCAAUGUGGCACUUCAAGUGGCAGAAACUGAAUCUGCGGAUCGCUACCAAGUCUCAGGACGCGGUCAGCUCCACUUGACGGUGCUCAUUGAAACCAUGCGUCGUGAAGGUUUCGAGCUUGAGGUCGGACCACCAACCGUCAUUAACAAAGUAAACGAAGAAACUGGAAAGACGGAAGAACCAUGGGAAUCCGUUGAAGUACGUGUUCCGGAGGAGUACAGUGGAGGUGUGAUUGAUUUGCUGAAUAACCGCAAAGGAGAGAUGCAAGAUAUGUCCCUUGAAGAGAAUAUGUCUGUUGUCAAAUACCUGGUGCCCACUCGUGGUAUGCUUGGGCUUCGUUCAUCCCUUCUGACUGCCACCAGGGGUACCGCCAUUGUGGAUAGUGUGUUCGACUCCUACCGUCCCAGAGUCCAAGAGGAAAUUAAUGGACGCGACAAGGGAUCCCUGUUGGCCUUUGCUGAUGGGCCUGUAACUUCAUUUGGCAUCGAAGGUGCUCAAAACAGAGGAAACAUGUUUGUUUCACCAGGAGAAGAUGUCUACAAGGGAAUGAUUGUUGGGAUUCACCAACGUCCCGGUGAUCUGGAAGUGAACGUUUGCAAAACCAAGGCAUUGACUAACAUGCGGUCUGCUACCAAGGGAAUCACAACCGGUAUCGUUGCGCCUGUGGAGAUGUCCCUUGAUGCCAGCGUCGAAUAUCUGGCUGCUGAUGAAAUUAUGGAAGUCACUCCCAGUCUCUUCCGUAUGGCAAAGAACCCUGCAAUGCAAGGAAAGAAGAAGAAGGGGGGGAAGAAAUAGGCGUCGUCCGCACAAAUCGAACGACGUCACUGUCAUUAGGUUUCGCCAUGAGCAGCGUUGCUCAGCUUUUGUUUAGUUUUGUGUAAGUCUCUCUAGAUAGAACAAUAGCGAAUUCAAUUUAACUAUUCCAUCAAUAGCUGGCACUCCUGAAGGUUGACCAGCCUACAAAGACUUGCAGCGGUACUGCCAAGCCCCUUCAACGAUUUCGAGGAGAGCUGACUAGAGAGUUCGAUGGAACUCGUGUUUCUCAAAGCGACGAUACAGCCAUAUUAUCAUGGAAGUAUUACCUUUUCUUAUUAGCUUCAUUGUUUACUACUGA
Molecule: messenger RNA, 3087 nt
Organism: Seminavis robusta
Lineage: Eukaryota; Bacillariophyta; Bacillariophyceae; Naviculales; Naviculaceae
Source: the annotation of a GenBank genome assembly